Messenger RNA from Petromyzon marinus (sea lamprey), 3338 nucleotides. Its product is annotated as interleukin-6 receptor subunit beta-like. Gene Ontology annotation, molecular function: protein binding. The record is from RefSeq and is a predicted model, not a curated record. NCBI's taxonomy places the organism in Eukaryota, Metazoa, Chordata, Hyperoartia, Petromyzontiformes, Petromyzontidae.
CCCCUUUUCCACGGCCUCCAAACCGUUGCCCAGUGGCGGCGAAGCGGAGAGAGUUAGCGGCGGGCCUCCUUCAACGAGAGGCGGUGCACAAAGUCGAACCUCUCACCGUCCUGAGUUCUAUCACGUACAAUGUGGAGGACAGACGUCCUGUUGUAAAGCUGUCCGUGCGUGGAGGAAUUGAAUUCGUGUUGUAGACAAAAUAAAUACAAUUUCCCGUUAACCGCCGCGGACAGCGUGGCGUGGUGGUGCUGGUGGUGGUGUUGGGGUUCCUGUGGACGGCGAUGUAAGUCCGAAGGCAAAGAGGUGAAGAUUCUAAACAAUUUUAAUACUUGGACUCGAUAAAGGUUUUGCCGAGCGCGCCGUUCCCGGCGGCGACGCGAUGAGGCCGCCCCCCCCGGCGCUCCUCUUGGUGGCACCCCUCCUGCUGCUGCAUUGGGCGCCCGCGGUGCGAUCCGGAGGGCGCCCGGAGGCCGAGUUGGAGCCGCAGGACGCCGUGGCGACCUUGGGGCUGCCGUUCACCUGGCGCUGCCGCCUGCCGCCUGGACAGCUGGGCGGCUUGGAGAGGGGCUGCACGGUGCACGACGUCGUCUGGAGGUUGGCUGGCGAGCGCCUGGGACCGCCGGAGGCGCGGCCGAGCGUCGAGGCGGCGGGCGAGACGGCCGUGGCGGCGCUGGCGGUGUCGCGCUACGCGCCCGCCGGCCUCUCCAAGCUCGUCUGCCUCCUCGACUGCACCUCGGGCGAGACGCUGCUCGCCGCGGCCGUCGUGUGCGGCGCAAGUCCUCCAGAGGUGCCCACGGGCGUGACGUACGUGAUGGGGCCUGACCUGGAUGGCGACCUGGUGUGCACCUGGGACUCCCUGCCGAAGAGCUGCCUCCCCACCAACUACACCAUCAACGUCAGCAUGCCAGGCACCACCACGACGAGCGUGCAUGCGUGCGGGACGGAUGUCACGCGCUGCAUCGUCCCGCGCGAAAACUUCAACAUCUUCAUGACCCAGACGUUCCGGCUGCUCGCCGACAGCAGUCUGGGCAGCGCGGAUCACCUCGCUGAGUUCGACCCCACAAAGUUCCUGAAAACCGACCCCCCGACGUUGGACAUGAACGACUUCCUGCUGAGCGACUACCCCCUGGUGCGCUGGAGCGCCCCGCGGGACAUCGACCCGCUUGUCGUGAAGCUGCGCUACCACCUGCGCUACCGCCCGUCCGCACUGCCCCAGCAGCUGUGGACGGACGUCCCACAGAACCUGAGCGCCACCUCGUUCGCGCUGGACCAGCUGCUCCCCCACACCACGUACAGCGUGCAGCUGCGCUGCAUCGGCGACCGUGGGCAGCUCUGGUGGAGCGACUGGGCCGAGGCGAAUGCCACCACCGCGGAAUUGGCUCCCUCCGCAGGCCCCGAGGUGUGGAGGGUCGUGACCCCGGCGGAUUCCGAGGGUCAACGCAAGGUCUUCGUCUACUGGAAGACGCUGGCGCCGAACGUCGCCCGCGGCAACGUCCUUCGCUACGCGGUCACCGCCGAGAGCGUCGACGGCCCCUUCCGCAACGCCACCGUCGUCGUGGCGACGGGCCGAUGCGGCGGCGACGCCGCGGGCACUCCGGCGGCGGGGGGCUGCAGUGCCGUGCUGGCGCUGAACGCCGGCGCCCACCGGCUCACGGUGAAGGCGCAGAACUCGGCGGGGGAGAGCCCGGCGUCGCGCGUCGGCGUGGCUGCCGUCGGAUCGCACGGACCGCCGGCUCCGAGCGCGGUGUUUGCCGGAGAGUCCGGCGACAACACCGGCGUGCUCGUCAGCUGGGCGUCCCCGGGCCACGGCGCCGACACGACGGCCCACGUGGUGACGUGGUGCCCGGUCGCGGCUGUGCCAGAGGAGUCGUGUCGAUACAACUUUCGCUGGCUGGCCGCCGGCAAGACCAGCGUGGAGCUUCGGGACGUGGUUCGAGCCGGCGAGCGUUUGGACGUUUCGGUGUUUGCGGUGCACGGCGACGGAGCGGACGUCAGCCGGCCCGUCACGGUGCAGGCCUACUGCAAGCAGCUGGUGCCGUUGCGGGGCCCCAGCGUCACCACGCAGUCCGUGACGGAGUCCGGUGCCACCGUGGAGUGGGCCGAGUUGACGGUCAACGAGAGCCGGGGAUUCAUCACCGGCUACACCGUCUACUACCGGGCCACCGACCCGCGCGGACCCGUCCACAAUGUGACGCGCAGUGCGAGCGAGCCCCGCCGGCUGGCGCUGAGCAACCUGGAGGCGGGUGCCCGCUACGUGGCGUGGGUGAGCGCCUCCUCGAGCGAAGGCGAGAGCCCCUCUGGCACGGAGCACUCCUUCGCCGUGCCCUCGUCCACGCGAUGGCUGAUCACCCUCACCACCUUGCUGUUGCUCUCGGUCAUGGUGGGCAUCGCGGUCGUCAUCGGCCUCUGGCAGCUGAGGAGACACAAGCUGCUCUUCUGGCAACACAUCCCCGAUCCUGCGGACAGCAAACUCUUCAAGUCCUUGAAUCUGGACAUGGCGCGCUCGUGCUCGGCGUUCCCCUCGGACGACGCGCUCGUGUCGCCCGUCACCGCCAUCGGCGUCUCCGGCGGCAACGGCGGCGGCGGCGGCGGCAAGCGCCGCUCGACGAUCACCGAGGCGGGCGACGCCGACCCCGACGAGGACAGCAAGUCGAGCAGCGGCGUCGGGGGCUCGUCCGGGCUGUCGACGCCUCGGUGCCCUUCGCUCACCGCCGGCGCCGACUCGGCCGCCGCGCCGGCGCCGCGAGUCAUCGUGUCCACCGGCUACUUCAAGACCCUGCCUGUCAGCUCGGGCCUCGAGAUAGUGCGGCUGGCGCCGGGCGCCGCCGGGGAGGACGACUCGGGCGAGGUGAUGGGCACGGGCGACGGGAGGGCGGAGGACGAGGAGGAGAAGGCGGCGGCGGCGGCGGCGGCGGCGGCGAUCCCGCAGGCCGUACGUUGGCAGGGAGAUGCCGAGAACGAGGAGGAGGAGGAGGAGGAGAGAUUUUCCACAUUGGACUUGCAGUGCGGUGGCGACGGUGGAGGAGGAGCAGGAUGCGGAUCGCCGCCCCCUGGCUUCAACGAUUUCUCGCACCUCAUGCCGCUGCUGUCGCCGGAUUCCGGCGCGGCGGGAUUUGGCGACGGCGGGCGGCUGAGUCUGCCGGACGACUUCGACAUCGCGAAGCUGAUCGGCGUCGGGGGUUUGUGAAUCGAAUCGCGGGCGGGCGCGGCUCCGUUCACCGGGGCGGGGGUGCAUUGAACUGCCACCGCGUGAGAGAGAGAGGCGGAGAAGCACGCGAGCCGCAUUCUUCUUCUCUCGCCGACAAACAUUGUGUGGUUUUGGAACGCGUGCCUUUCAC